CUAUUUAUCAACGAAGUAAUAAAAAUUUGCAAUCAACUUGAGCUAAACUUCGUGCAGUGUUUGAUAGAGGGGAAAAAAAUAACGGUAAAACGUUGCUACGAUGACGUAGGAGAAAAUAUAGCGGCAAUUUUGAACCAUUCUUUUGAAUUCUGGAAUAUCAGAGAACAAAGACCAGUAUUUACUAAGUUGAUGGAGGAAAACAUCCCAAGAAAAAUUUAAAUUUUUACACUGAAAAUGCUAAAAGUAUUAUUGGGCAACUCUGUUCAUAAAAGACUGCCAUUCUUGUGCCAAAGGUUUUAUCAAACAUAUAAACAAUCUAGCUAUGAUAACAUUUUGGUUGAAAUAGCUGGCGAAAAAAACAAUGUUGGUGUGAUUCGUUUGAAUCGUCCAAAGUCACUUAAUGCCCUUUGCAAUGCUUUGUUUAAUGAUUUAUCUCAAGCAUUGAAAAGCUUCGAAGCAGAUAACAGCAUAGGGGCUAUAGUUUUAACUGGUAGUGAUAAAGCAUUUGCUGCUGGUGCGGAUAUUAAGGAGAUGCAAAAUAAAGAAUAUGCAGAUGUCCUUGGCGGUUCUUUUCUCAGUCAUUGGGACUGUAUAACUCAAUGUACUAAACCAAUAAUAGCUGCUGUCAAUGGUUUUGCAUUAGGAGGUGGAUGCGAGGUUGCUAUGAUGUGCGAUAUUAUUUAUGCUGGCGAUAAAGCAAAGUUUGGUCAACCAGAAAUUUUGCUUGGUACUAUUCCUGGUGCUGGUGGCACACAACGUUUAGCAAGAGCUGUUGGAAAAUCUAAAGCUAUGGAAAUGUGUCUUACUGGAGUUCCUAUAAAUGCUCAAGAAGCUCUUCAGUUUGGUUUAGUUAGUAAAGUAGUACCUGCAGAUCAACUUGUUGAUGAGACUGUGAAGACUGCAUCUCUUAUUGCAGCCAAUUCAAAGCUUAUUACUGCUUUAUGUAAAGAAGCUAUUAACAAAGGUUUUGAACUGCCUCUUAAAGAAGGUUGUCACCUUGAAAAAAGACUUUUUCAUGCCACAUUUGGAACUCUUGAUAGAAAAGAAGGAAUGGAUGCAUUUGUUGAAAAAAGAAAGGCGUCAUUUAAAGACAAGUAGAUCUAAAUAUUUAAACAAACAAAAGCAAUAAUACAACACAAAAUAAUAAAAACAAGUUUUUAAUCAUUA
Molecule: messenger RNA, 1167 nt
Organism: Hydra vulgaris (swiftwater hydra)
Lineage: Eukaryota; Metazoa; Cnidaria; Hydrozoa; Anthoathecata; Hydridae
Product: enoyl-CoA hydratase, mitochondrial
Biological process (GO): fatty acid beta-oxidation
Cellular component (GO): mitochondrion
Molecular function (GO): enoyl-CoA hydratase activity
Source: RefSeq, a predicted model, not a curated record